AUGGAAGAUACACAACAGCGACUUGGGUCCGGAAUGUAUAGUGUUGCUGGUGGAACUGCAUCUGGGAAAACAACUGUGUGUAACCUCAUAAAUACCCAACUUCGUGAUCAUCGCGUUGUCCUCAUUACCCAAGACUCGUUUUAUUGCUCAUUGAGCGACCAGACGAAGCAAAAACUUAAUGAGUACAAUUUUGAUCAUCCUGAUGCCUUUGAUAUGAAGCUUUUGCUUUCAACAAUGGAAAAAUUGAAAUGUGGACUACCUGUUGCUAUACCAAAUUAUGAUUUCAGCAACCAUAAGAGAAUUGAACCAGCACACCAGGUUCACUCUGCAGAUAUCAUAAUUUUAGAAGGGAUAUUAGUUCUUCAUGACCCAGGUGUCCGUAAUCUAUUGAACAUGAAGAUCUUCGUUGAUGAAGAUUCUGAUGUACGUCUUUCACGAAGGAUGCAACGUCUUGCUAUUGAGCGUGGAAGGAAUGUUGAGAAUGUGCUAGACCAAAUAAAGGGAAUGCAUACUCUUAUCCGUGAUGUUAAGGCAACAAAGCAUGAUUUUGCCUUCUACUCAGAUCGUUUAAUUAGAUUGGUUGUUGAGCAUGGAUUGGGUCACCUUCCUUUUUCUGAAAAGCAGGUGAUAACACCAACAGGAUCUGUAUAUUCAGGUGUUGUUUUCUGUAGUAGGCUGUGUGGAGUUUCAGUAAUUAGAAGUGGAGAAAGCAUGGAGAAUGCAUUAAGAGCAUGUUGUAAAGGAAUCAAGAUUGGUAAAAUCCUUAUUCAUGGACAUGGCACAAAAGGUCGACAGUUAAUCUAUGAGAAGCUACCAAAAGACAUUGCAAGUCGUCAUGUUUUGUUUCUUGAUCCAGUUUUGGCAACAGAUGACGUCACAAGAAACUCUGCAGUGAAAGCAAUCUCUCUACUUCUGAAUAAAGGUGUACCAGAAUCUAACAUUAUAUUUCUAAACUUAGUAGCAGCACCACAAGGAAUAAAUGCGGUCUGUGAGAGAUUUCCACUGCUAAAACUUGUGACAUCAGAGAUUGAUGCAUCACUGAAUGAGAAUUCUCGGGUCAUCCCUGGCUUAGGGGAGUUUGCUGAUCGUUACUUUGCCACUGAUGAUUAG
This is a messenger RNA of Sphenostylis stenocarpa, 1110 nucleotides long. Lineage: Eukaryota; Viridiplantae; Streptophyta; Magnoliopsida; Fabales; Fabaceae. The record is from the annotation of a GenBank genome assembly.